AUGGAUUAUCCACAAAUGCAAUUACCAAUAGAAAUCGUGGAAAAAAUAAUGUUUUAUAUGGAUUCAGCAACUUUAUUAAAUGCUUCGAAAACUUGUAAAACAUGGAAUCAAAUAUCGAAAAGAUUUUUGAGUGAUAAUAAUUGGUGGGAAAAAUCUUGUAAAAUAGAAUUCAAUCUAUAUGAAAUUUUAACAGUUAUCAACAACUUAACUACGGAAUUUGAUUGGAAUUUUAUUCGAAAUUGUAUUAUCCGUUGGGAUAAUAUUAAUCAAUGGAAAAUUCGUACGUCAAAACAUUUUCCAGUUGUUUCAAAUAAUGAAUUUGUAUCAUCAAGGAUAUUACUCGACAAAAAUGUUUUUGUCGUUAGGUUUUCGUAUGUAUAUUUUACGGAAACGGAAUUAUCUCAUUAUGAAUUAUGUACAAAUUCUAUAGUUUAUGCAAUAAACGAUCUAAUUAUCGAUUUAAGUGGGAGGAUCAUUGAUACUACAUAUGGGCGUUGUCAACUUAUGUACCCACCGUAUGAAAUACAUCGGAAUUGCGCUGCAAUAGAUUAUCGGGAAGAAAAAAUAAUAUUUUAUGCGUCGAGCUGUGUUUUCUGUUUAAAUUUAAAAUAUAUUCAAGAAGAAAUGAAAAAAGAAACACCACGAUUACUCCGAUCAAAAUUACUACAAUGUAUAGCGAAAAAUUACACGUCUGGAUUAAUUUUAGCCAUAUCGUAUUGGAAUUCACGAAUAUUGUUAUUAAAUAAUUAUGGUGUUCUAUUAACCGUCAAUGAGAAUAUUCUUAUAAAAAAGGAUACUUACGAUUUUUCUAAGUAUAAUGUGGAGCACGUUUUCUUAUAUUGUGAUAUUGUUUUUGUAAUUACAGCCGAAGGAAGUAUUGUCAUAUAUCAUUCCACAAAUCAUCGAGAAUAUCCAAAUGUUGGACAAAUUCUUUCAUCACAUCCGAAUCUAAUUUACUUACAUGGAAAUUUAUUAUUUCUCGGAUUAUGUAAUGGUAAUGUUUUAAUAUACCAUUGUAAGAAUAUAAUGGAUAUUAAUUUCGAAAACUACAAUCAUAAAAUAAAGACUGAACCAUGUUUGGUUCAUAUUGAAGUGAAAGAGAAAUAUGAAUAUUUACAUGUACUUCUAACGACAACCAAUUGUGUUUACGAAUUACAAAUUCAAGAUAAAGACCUUAGUCCUAACAUGUUGAAGUCCGAGGAGGAAGAAGAAGAAGAAGACGCGUGAUAUUAAAGCUCAUUCCCAAUUUUUUUUA
This is a messenger RNA of Chrysoperla carnea, 1255 nucleotides long. RefSeq lists its product as uncharacterized. The record is from RefSeq and is a predicted model, not a curated record. Gene Ontology annotation, molecular function: protein binding. The coding region runs from base 1 to 1227 and encodes 408 amino acids. The transcript has 7 exons. NCBI's taxonomy places the organism in Eukaryota, Metazoa, Arthropoda, Insecta, Neuroptera, Chrysopidae.